UUUUACAACCACCCACAAAAAAAAAAAAAAAUUUACAAAUUUACCAAGGUCAAACAGUCCCUUCAGAAACCAGAAACCCCAUUGUCAAUGUCAAUCUCACACUCUCUCUCUCUCUCUGGUAAAUCUUCUUAGCCAAGGCCAUUCAUCUUUUGCUUCUUUGCUAGUACUUCAAAACCUUGUUCUCGAAGUAUAUCUGUCUUUUGUUUUCUCAGUUCUCUCUCUUUCUCUUCUAUAAAAAUGAGAAGAAGAGAGGCUUAAGGAGAAGGGUCUUCUUUCUUUUCUUUGUUUUCUUUGUUGGGUUUUGAGUUUUUUGCAUUUGGAUGUAAUGGGUAAUUGGAAAAAUCGAAGAAUUUUCCGUCAACGACGAGCUCCAAGGUCGCCUGUUUACGACACUGUACCUCCUCCAGAAUGGAAAGAUGGCGUGCCUUUAUGGGAAAAGAAAUUCUGCAGUUUGGUUGGAACAAUACCAUGGGGGAAGAUAGUAGAUACCAAGAAUAUUAUGUUCUGCCAUAAAAAUAUUCUCAGUUGGGAUGAUUCUGCUGGCGAAGAAGCACUCCAAAAUGCAAAGAAACGUUUUUGGGCAAAUAUGAAUAACCUCCCCUGUGAAAUCUCUCCGCCUGAUCCAGAUAUUUAUAUUGAUGAAAUAGAUUGGAAUACUAAAAUUGAUCAUGAACUGAUUAAGGAAUUGGAUCAAGUGUACUUUGCUCCUGAUGAGGGAGAAGAGAAUUCAAAUUUGGGGUAUAAAAACAAAAGGAUAAAAAAAUCAGUGUCUGUUCCUUCAGAGGGGCAUUAUAUGAACCAAGAAAACAAUCCUUGGGAAUGUAACAAUAUGCAGGGUAGUGGAGCUCUGAAAAAUAAAGCACAAGGAUGGGAAUGUAACAAUAUGCAGGAUAGUGGAACUCUGAAUGUUAAUACACAAGGAUGGAAACAGUGGGAAGAUAAUAAAAAUGAUUUAAAAAUUUUGAAUGAUGAUAACAAUCCUUGGGGGCGCAGCUUCACUCAAGGCAAUGGAGGUAUGGUGGACAAUGGAUGGGGAAAUUGUGUGGACAAGGUAUGGGGUUUAAAACAGGUGGGAAACGUCAUGAAUCAGUGGGAUCAUGGAAACAAUCCUUGGGGGCGUGGCUAUCAGGGUGUUGCUUCGGUGGAGGAUAAAGGAUGGGGGGAUUUUGGGAAUAAAGGUCGGGGCUGGAACUGGCAGGAGCGGAAGAAUUUGGAUAAUGGUGAUCAUCCUUGGGAAAGCAGAUCUAGAUGGAAUAAUUGUGGUGGGGGAAAUGGAUGGGGUGGGAAACAGUGGGACAAAACUAAUAAUGAGCUAAAGCGUCGGGAAUUUAGUAGAACUGGUGGAGGUAGGGGGACCUGGAAUGAGGGUAGCCGGAAGAGGGGAAGUUCUCGUCCACAUGAAAUGAGUAACAAAAGCUAUAGGUUCCAAGACGAUGGAAAUCAAACAAGCCAAAGUUGGAGGAGGGGACAAACUAGGAAGAGGGUCAAUUUUGCCCCUGGGUAUCAGUGAUGUAGAAGUAGAAUGGACCUUCUGUUUUUGCUAGUAAAUUUUGAAUUUUGAAUUUUGCAAAACACUGUCAGUGGAGUUUUGGUCAAGCCAGUUGCUGGUCUUUUGCCAAUGUCAUCAAGCUGAGUUUUUGUGUUGUUGUUUCAUACCUUAUAGGCAAGGGUUAGUGAUGUUCUUCUGGAAUGCAAUUUAUUCAACACCAGAAGUGAUAACAUAUUAUGGCACAAUCCCUGAGUUGUACACGAGUAAGGGAUUUAUAUUUGUAGUUUCCUUCGGAAGAGAAAUCCAUAGAGAUAUUUUGCACCUUUUUUGUAAGAUAUUUAUAUGAUCAAUUUAACUUGUGUUUCUAUUAUUUCA
Messenger RNA from Quercus robur (English oak), 1864 nucleotides. RefSeq lists its product as uncharacterized. NCBI's taxonomy places the organism in Eukaryota, Viridiplantae, Streptophyta, Magnoliopsida, Fagales, Fagaceae. The transcript has 2 exons. The record is from RefSeq and is a predicted model, not a curated record. The coding region runs from base 326 to 1510 and encodes 394 amino acids.